CUAAAGCAAUUCACAUACAAUGAAUUAGUAUUAGCAACAAGAGAUUUUAGACCUGGAUUUUUUCUUGGGGAGGGAGGGUUUGGUAAAGUGUUCAAAGGCUGGAUAAGCUGUAAUCAGAGUUCACCUUCAAAUCCAAAGAUGGCAGUUGCUAUAAAGACUCUCAAUAGAGAAGGACCCCAAGGCCACAAAGAAUGGGAGGCUGAAAUUAACUGUCUUGGUGCUCUCCAACACCCAAAUUUGGUUAAACUUAUUGGCUACUGCCAUGAAGAUGAAAAUAGAAUGCUUGUUUAUGAGUAUAUGCCAAAAGGAUGCCUUGAAAAUCAUUUGUUUAGGAGGUUAACACCUCUACCAUGGACUGUGAGAAUGGAAAUUAUGCUUGGUGCUGCAAAAGGCCUUGCAUUUCUCCAUGAGGAAGCUCAAAAUCCACUAAUAUACAGAGAUUUCAAAACCUCCAAUAUCCUAUUGGAUUCGCAAUAUAAUGCUAAACUUUCUGAUUUUGGGUUGGCUAAAGAUGCUCCAAUGGGAGACAAGACUCAUGUUUCAACUCAAGUGAUGGGAACUCAAGGCUAUGUAGAUCCUGAGUAUGUGGUGACAGGACACCUUACUUCUAAGAGUGAUGUCUAUAGUUUUGGUGUGGUUCUCCUUGAGAUGUUAACUGGAAGACAAGCAAUUGAUUACAAAAGGGCACAAAAAGAACAAUGUUUGGUUGAAUGGGCAAAGCCCUACUUAAAAUCCAAAAUAGGGUUUUACCAAUUGAUGGAUCCAAAAUUGAAAGGUAGAUACUCACCAAGAGGAGCAAAGAAAGCAAUCAAGUUAGUUUCAGCCUGUCUUAGCUGCAACAAAAAAUCAAGACCUAAAAUGAACGAAGUUGCUAAGGUGCUACAAAGUAUCCUUGAUUGCAAAGACACACCUCCAGUUAAGAGUUCACAUGGUCUCAAAGUUGGUUCAUCAUCUUCAGUUUCAUCUACUCCACGAUUUCGAGCUUCGCGAUUGAACCUUACCCCCAGUUUUCCUUCACCAAAUCCUCCUUGUGGUGAAAAUCCAUGA
Trifolium pratense (red clover) is the source of this 1047-nucleotide messenger RNA. Its product is annotated as serine/threonine-protein kinase PBL36-like. The transcript is spliced from 5 exons. Gene Ontology annotation, biological process: protein phosphorylation. Gene Ontology annotation, molecular function: ATP binding; protein kinase activity. NCBI's taxonomy places the organism in Eukaryota, Viridiplantae, Streptophyta, Magnoliopsida, Fabales, Fabaceae. The record is from RefSeq and is a predicted model, not a curated record. The coding region runs from base 139 to 1047 and encodes 302 amino acids.